Molecule: messenger RNA, 1438 nt
Organism: Anopheles bellator
Lineage: Eukaryota; Metazoa; Arthropoda; Insecta; Diptera; Culicidae
Exons: 1
Coding region: 101-1096 (331 amino acids)
Molecular function (GO): ATP hydrolysis activity; ATP binding
Source: RefSeq, a predicted model, not a curated record
UGUUUUUCCUUUAAGUGCGAGUACAUUUAACAGAUCUUUCGCCUUAUCCUUCCAGUUCCAGACCAUCAGCUAAUUACGUUUGGGGUUCUGCUUUCAGACAAUGCGUUUUCGUGCGAAUGAUUCCGAUUCAAUGGAAUGUGUGAAAAAAUCUAGAGCUUCUAGAUCCAGGCCUACUAAAACCAACCGGAACCAAAUGAGAAAAUUGGCAUCUGUGGAUAGCGGUAACAUUUACGGCAAAGAGCGCGACCGUACAGCACCACUAUCCUGUAUUUACGUUGUAUUCGGUGCUUUCAUAAUCCUUUUAAUCAGUUGCAUUAUUGUUACAUCGAUUUCCACUGACGUGCGGCAACAAUUUGUUGAGAAUUACCACGAAGUUGUUAGUCAAUUGUCCCGUGAGUCAAUCAACAGGUGUGUACAAAAUAGCCAAGAUUUUAACGCUUUGGAUGUAGAGAUUAGGAAAAACAUAGUCGGUCAAGCUUAUGCUUACAACGAAAUUGUUCAAUGGCUUCGAGAUGCGCGCAUCUUCUCGUAUAGGCUUAUAGUGUUUCUAGGCAGUACCGGAGUUGGUAAAACAUUAACAGCAAAACUUAUUAUCAAUAAUUACCCGUGGCGUGCAAACACCUUUUACAUAUCGUGGAAGGAUCGUCAAUCACAAACGGCACAAUACGCUGUGUUUCAAGGCAUCUUGUUCAAACUGCGACAAGCAAGCUACUCCGGAAGUCUGUGCGGAAACUAUUUAAUCGUAAUUGAUAACUUGCACACGAACGAUAUCUCUGUACUCGUCAAAAUAAUCGCUCGUAUCCGUGGGAUGAGCGAAAAACAUCAAAUUAAUUUGGAUAUAGUGCUCGUAUUUCAGGGCUCAGCGAACCUGUCGCACUCGUUAAUGGAGAAAACUAUACCCGAGGCCAAAGUAGUUGAGUUUAGUGCAUUAAGUAGAAAACAUUUAAAUGAAUGCAUCCAAAGAGAGGCAUCAGUUAUCGGGCUCGAUGUUGAAAAGACGAAGUCUCUGAUUGAUGCAGUGGCGAAACAGAUAAAUGUUUCACAAUACGGCUGCAAACCAGUACGACCAAAGCUCAUUUUGUUCUCGCAACUUUGAUCCGUAGAAUAUCACUCUAAUACUUAUCGCUCGAAUUUAAAAACAUGAACAUCGCACAGCAUUUUGUAAAUUUUACGUAUGGAAAACAUAAUUAUAAAUACGGUUCAGUCCGUUCUCCUAAGAAUUACACAAAAAGGUGUGAAGCAAAACAAACACAAUGAUUGAAAGCGAGUGACCGACCUAUAAGAAGGAAAUAUCACAUGACCACCAAACGAAAAGUAAUUAGUCCGUACCUUUUCGAGUGCCGCCAGUACCGUAUCGGGCAUAUGAUCUUGAAUCAUAACUGGUGAGAUGAGCACUUCAUCGAAGUCUUUAUUGUCGGCCCAGAUAGCUUGAUAAACC